Molecule: messenger RNA, 1879 nt
Organism: Nematolebias whitei (Rio pearlfish)
Lineage: Eukaryota; Metazoa; Chordata; Actinopteri; Cyprinodontiformes; Rivulidae
Gene: bmpr1bb
Product: bone morphogenetic protein receptor, type IBb
Exons: 11
Coding region: 80-1684 (534 amino acids)
Biological process (GO): cellular response to growth factor stimulus; BMP signaling pathway; dorsal/ventral pattern formation
Cellular component (GO): signaling receptor complex; plasma membrane
Molecular function (GO): ATP binding; transforming growth factor beta receptor activity, type I; SMAD binding
Source: RefSeq, a predicted model, not a curated record
GCUCUCACAUCUGCACCUUGUUACAAGUGGAUCGCUGUGGCAGCACCUCUGGGAUUGGAAAGACGCUGCUCCUGGCGUGAUGGUGGUGGCGUGGUGGCCUCAGGGGGUGGCUGUUCUCCUGCUGACUGGACUUGCAUCUCUGAGCUGUGGGUCUGCUGCCAAUAUGUUGGACACCAUGUUACCAAGGAGUGGCUGGAAGGAAGGAUCAGAGCGACGGGUGGAGGAAACCAGCAGCACCGCCACAGUUUCAGAUCAGAACCUUCAGUGCCUCUGCUACCCCCAGUGCCCUGAAGGCUCCGUCAACAACACAUGCGUGACCGAUGGUUUCUGCUUCACCAUGGUAACGAAAGAGGAGGGGGGUCACGCUGUGCAUUCUGCAGGCUGUUUGGCUCUGGCUGGCUCCGAGUUUCAGUGCAGAGACCCAUGGAAUGCACAUUCCUGGAGAGUUCUGAAGUGUUGCACAGACGAGGACUACUGCAACAGAAACCUGCAUCCUACACUUCCUCCGCUGGUGACUUCAGAAUAUGUGGACAGCAGCAUCCAGUACAUAGCGCUCUUCAUUUCCAUCACAGUUUGCAGCAUCUUUGGUGUCAUUCUUGUCUUCUGCUACUUCAGAUAUAAGCGUCAGACAUCACAGCCACCCUAUAGUAUUGAUCUGGAGCAGGAUGACACCUACAUUCCUCCUGGGGAGUCUCUGAAGGAUCUGAUUGAGCAUUCCCGCAGCAUCGGGUCUGGGUCUGGAUCAGGCCUCCCUCUGCUGGUUCAGCGCACCAUUGCCAAGCAGAUUCAGAUGGUCAAGCAGAUCGGCAAAGGGAGAUACGGAGAAGUCUGGAUGGGCAAAUGGAGAGGGGAGAGAGUGGCUGUCAAAGUUUUCUUCACCACCGAGGAAGAGAGCUGGUUCAGAGAGACAGAAAUAUACCAGACCUUUUUGAUGAGGCACGACAAUAUACUGGGAUUCAUAGCAGCUGACAUCAAAGGAACUGGCUCCUGGACUCAGCUCUACCUAAUCACAGACUACCAUGAGAAUGGGUCCCUGUACGACUACCUCAAGUCCAACACCUUGGACGUCAAGGCCCUGCUGAAGCUGGCAUACUCGUCCAUUUCAGGCCUCUGCCACCUGCACACCGAGAUCUACGGCACGCAGGGCAAACCCGCCAUCGCACACCGAGAUCUGAAGAGCAAAAACGUCUUGGUUAAAAAGAACGGCUUCUGCUGUAUAGCAGAUCUGGGGCUCGCGGUCAAGUUUAACAGUGACACCAACGAAGUGGACAUUCCUUCAAAUCUACGAGUUGGAACAAAGCGCUAUAUGCCACCUGAAGUGUUGGAUGAGACUCUGAACAGGAGCACCUUCCAGUCCUUUAUCAUGGCUGACAUGUAUAGUUUUGGUCUAAUUCUUUGGGAAAUGACCCAGCGGUGUAUCUCUGGAGGCAUUGUAGAUGAGUACCAGCUGCCUUAUUAUGACCUGGUGCUCACUGACCCUUCUUAUGAGGACAUGAGAGAGGUUGUCUGCAUUAAAAAACUAAGGCCUCCGAUCGCUAAUCACUGGAGCAGUGAUGAGUGUCUACGACAGAUGGGAAAGCUGAUGUCGGAGUGUUGGGCUCACAACCCGGCCUGCCGCCUCACAGCCCUGCGGGUGAAGAAGACUCUGGCAAAGAUGUUAGAGACCCAAGACAUCAAACUGUGACAGAGUCUACACAGAUGGUCUCAUCACCCAGAGACUUUUCACAGCCACUGGAAUGAGCUUCAUAAUCUGGCCAGCAGAGGAGAAAACAAAGUGACUGAAUGAAAGGAGAACGAAAACUCAGGAUUAUGUCACAGCAGAGCUGCUCAUCCAGUGUUGGUGUGUUUACGUUGCACUUUCUGUGAAAGUUGAUUGUUU